Molecule: messenger RNA, 600 nt
Organism: Melampsora larici-populina 98AG31
Lineage: Eukaryota; Fungi; Basidiomycota; Pucciniomycetes; Pucciniales; Melampsoraceae
Exons: 5
Coding region: 1-600 (199 amino acids)
Source: RefSeq, a predicted model, not a curated record
AUGACCAAGUUAAGGGAUCGAACCACUCAACCAGCUGAAUUCCGAAAACUCCUCAGGGAUAUUUCAAUGUUGAUCGGUGUGGAAGCUUCCCGUGACUUACAAACUUCACAGGUCACAGGCCUCAACUCUCCACUAGCACCUUACACUGGGACUUGUUUGACUGAUCGGAUAGGACUUUCACCCAUCUUACGAGCAGGAAUAGGAAUGACAGAUGCCUUUCUCGACCUUUUUCCUGAGGCGUCGGUCUUCUUCCUCGGCCUUUUUCGUGAAAAGGUUUCAUUAGAACCAGUAGAGUAUUAUCAAAAGCUCCCUAACAUUCCAUCUGUGGAUACUGUCUUUCUUCUCGAUCCAAUUCUUGCUACCGGUGGUACAGCCAUCGCAGCUUGUAAUAUGUUAGUAGAUUCAGGCAUCCCGAUUGGAAGAAUUAAACUUAUUACGAUUCUAGCAAGUAUGCCAGGUCUUCAAUCGGUUUUACGUGAAUGUCAAGGUUUAGAGAUUUGGUGUGGAACAGUAGAUCAAGAACUUGCAAAGGGUGGAAUGAUCUUACCUGGUUUAGGAGAUGGAGGUGAUCGAUUGUUCAACACGUUUGCUGAAGUUUAA